GCAGGUCCUUGACCGGAAAUGGAUUUUGUAGUGGGAGGGUCCAGGAGGAGUCUGUUCAAGGAACCAGGCUGAAGUUACAGGAAAUCCCACCAUUCCGUGUAGGACAUCAGGAUCUUUGGUGUCCGGAACUGCACGAGGAAGAUCCGGCCGGGUCCUCGGGACCUGAAGUCUCCCGGAGCCGCAGUCUCUGCGCGGGCGGCCUGGGAAAGUCACAGUCACAGCGCAGUGGCGGGAACCGCAGCCCGGCGGCCCUGGAACCUCCCAGGGCUCACUGACCACCCAGACCUGCUCACUUGUGCAGCAGAACAAAGUGGCCUGGAAGGAGAGAGGAGACAGGAGCUAAGGGUCCAGGUAUGGUGGAGACAUUGGUGAAGGAGUGGAAAGGGGAUCAAGAGAAUGUGGAGUGGGACAUGAAAUCAGUUUUACCACAUUCUGUUUCACUAGAAAUAAUUCUGGAGACUCCCAUUGAGAAACAUCUCAGGAUAAUCCUAAUGUAGAUGUGAGAAGACUUUCUACAGAAGAAUUGAUAAUGGAGUCAAAUAAAAUUUUAUUUGACUCUGCAUGGAAGCAACCAUGUAUUCAUUGUUCCUGAAAGAGAAAUUCAAAGAAGAGAAACAGUAGGAAAUGGCUGAUUCUCCAGUAAAUAUGUCGCAGGGUCCUUUGACAUUCAGGGAUGUAGCGGUGGACUUUCCCCAGGAGGAGUGGGAAUGCCUGGACUCUGCUCAGAGGGCUUUGCACAUUGAUGUGAUGUUGGAGAAUUACAACAACCUGGUCUUUGUGGAGAACUAUCAACAUCUGAAGACUGCAAAGGAAUCUUGUCAGUGUACUGACCUUGGGAAAGUGCUUCAUGGCCACUCCAGAUAUGCACUCUAUAGAACAAGUGAAACUACAGAAAACUCUAAUAAACAUACAUGUGGUAACCACAGGGAUGCCUCUACUGACUCAUCAAACCUAGAUAGACAUGAAAGCAUGCCCAGAAGAGAAGAACCUUGCAUAUCUGAAGACCAUGAGAAAUCUUUAAAUUUGUGUUACAUCAUUACUCAAGAUCAAAGAUUCUACACUGCAAAGAAAGAGCAUAGGCAGGAAGAAUAUCAUGACCAUUUUGCCUCUGCAUAUAGUCUUUUGCAACAAGCAAUUCGAGAGACACCACACCAAUGUGGGAAAUGCAGGAAAUGCUUCAAGGCUGCCUCAUACCUCACUGAACAUGAGAGAAUUCAUACUGGAAUUAAACCCCAUAAGUGCAAUGUUUGUGAAACAUCCUUUACCCAGCUUUCAAGUCUUGAUAUACAUCUAAGACUUCAUACUGGGGAGAAUCCUUACAGAUGCAAAGAAUGUGGAAAGUCAUUUCGUCAGUUGUCAGCACUUCAUAGCCAUCAGAAGUUGCAUAAUGGAGAGAAACCUUACAAAUAUAAGGAAUAUGACAAAUCCCUUUCCCACUCUUCCACUCUCAAGAAACAUCAGAAAAUGCAUGUUGUUGAGAGACAUUAUAUUUGUCAAGAAUGUGGCAAAGUCUCUCAUCAUCCUUCACACUUUAAAGAUCAUUCCAGAGUCCAUACUGGAGAGAAGCCUUUCAAAUGCAAUGAGUGUGGCAGAUCCUUUCCCCACUAUUCAUCAUUGAGUAGGCAUAGGAAAACUCAUUAUCCAGAGCAAUUAGACAAAUGUAAAGAAUGUGGUAAGUCCUUUCUUGAAUUAUCACAUCUUAAAACUCAUUACAGAAUCCAUACUGGUGAAAAGCCUUUCAAAUGUAAGGUAUGUGACAAAUCCUUUACCCAGCACUCAACCCUUAAAACACACCAGAGUGUUCACACUGGGGAGAAGCCUUACAAAUGUAAGGAAUGUGACAAGUCUUAUACUAGAUACUCAUCUCUUAGGGCACAUCAGAAAAUUCAUACUGUAGAGAAACCUCACAAAUGCAAAAACUGUGAAAUAUCCUUUAUUGAUCUAACAAGUCUUAUAAAACAUCUAGGAGUUCAUACUGGAGAGAGACCAUACAGAUGUAAGGAAUGUGGCAAAUCCUUUACCAGUUUCACAGUUCUUAAAAGACAUCAGAUAGUUCAUACUGGGGAGAAACCUUACAAAUGUAUGGAAUGUGACAAGUCCUUUACCCAGGAGUCAAAUCUUAGAAGACAUCAGAGAGUUCAUACUGGAGAGAGACCUUUAAGUUGUAAAGAAUGUAACAAAUCUUUUACUAGGUGGUCCUACCUCAGAGCACAUCAGAAAAUUCAUAAUGGAGAGAAACCAUACAAAUGCAAAGACUGACACAUCCUUUAUCCUGAUUUUGAGUUUUAGAAGACUUUAGAAAAUUCAUACUGGAUAGAAACAUACCAUUGUAAAUAAUGUGUCAUAGCAUUUUCCAGUAUUAUCUGCUUUCAAAUCACAACAGUAUAUAAAAUAGAAACAUUAAGUUCACAAACUUGUAAAAGUCUUUAAUGAAGGUUUACCUCUUAAACAAUAUCUUAGAGUUUAUAUUAAAAUUAAAUUCUGCAAAUGUAACAGUGGGAAAAGCUUUCUAUUUCUUUUAAUGUGUAUGCGUGCUUUGCCUGCAAGUGUGACUAACAAAUAUAGAAUAGACAGGAUAUCUUUUUUAAUUUUACAAAAUACAAAUAGGCUAGAU
This is a messenger RNA of Onychomys torridus (southern grasshopper mouse), 2614 nucleotides long. Its product is annotated as zinc finger protein 54-like. The transcript is spliced from 5 exons. Gene Ontology annotation, molecular function: RNA polymerase II cis-regulatory region sequence-specific DNA binding; DNA-binding transcription factor activity, RNA polymerase II-specific. The record is from RefSeq and is a predicted model, not a curated record. The coding region runs from base 625 to 2259 and encodes 544 amino acids. NCBI's taxonomy places the organism in Eukaryota, Metazoa, Chordata, Mammalia, Rodentia, Cricetidae. Gene Ontology annotation, biological process: regulation of transcription by RNA polymerase II.